GCUCUGUCCCUUUGCAAUCUCUUCGCACUGGCCCUCUUCACCGUCAGCCUCGCCGAGGACCCCCCCGUCGCCGCGUCCGCCACAGAGCAGCCGGCUGCGGCGGAGCACGGCAAGGCGGCAGAAGCUCCGGGCCACUUUGUUUACUGCAGCUGCGGGGUGACUUGCAAAGAGUCUGCUACAUCAUGGAGCAACAUGUUCAUCGUUGGCAAAGCUUGCGCCUGCAGCGCGUGCCCCGAGGGGGACAGCACGAUUUUUCUGCGCGGCUCCGCCAGCCAGGACACAGCGCCUGGCACAGAGAGGGGUGCGACAUCGCCGGCGCGAGGGGAGGAGAAGCAGCACGAGGAUGAAGUGCGCGCCGCUGCUGUAGUUCAGCCAGCCGCAGCUGAGUCUCUAAACAAGGCAUCAAUCAUCCUCCCGGCUGAGGAGAAGGGCGCCAAGGAGGCGCCGGGCAACUGGGAUACUGCCAAAGUCGCGAACUUCAUGUACUGCAAGUGCGGCAAAUACUGCGUGGACAGCCGCGGCAUCAAUCUCUGGAAUCCUUACUGCUUCCGCUAUGCAUGCCGGCCGUGCUAA
This is a messenger RNA of Symbiodinium sp. CCMP2592, 573 nucleotides long. The record is from the annotation of a GenBank genome assembly. Lineage: Eukaryota; Dinophyceae; Suessiales; Symbiodiniaceae.